Molecule: messenger RNA, 2512 nt
Organism: Xyrauchen texanus (razorback sucker)
Lineage: Eukaryota; Metazoa; Chordata; Actinopteri; Cypriniformes; Catostomidae
Product: 2-oxoglutarate receptor 1-like
Exons: 2
Coding region: 39-1040 (333 amino acids)
Biological process (GO): G protein-coupled receptor signaling pathway
Cellular component (GO): plasma membrane
Molecular function (GO): G protein-coupled receptor activity
Source: RefSeq, a predicted model, not a curated record
CUAGACAUUAGAGGUUGAAGCAGCAAACAUUAAAAACCAUGUCGAACAACAUCUACUACGGUAACAGCUCAAGUGACAACUGCACCAACGUGGAUAGUCUCAUGAAACGCUACUACCUGCCUUUCACAUACAGCACCAUCUUUAUCAUUGGUGUAGUCGGUAAUGUGACCGCUCUGUUUGUCUACGUGUUUAAAGUACGUCCCUGGAAAAGCAGUACUAUCAUCAUGGUGAACCUGGUCAUCACUGAUCUACUCUUCAUGAUCAGCAUGCCCUUCCUGGCUUACUACUACUCCCAUGAUGACUCGUGGACGCUUGGCAUCCUCAUGUGUCGCUUUACUCGCUUUAUGUUCCAUUUCAACCUCUAUGGCAGCAUCCUGUUCCUCACUUGCCUGGCCAUCUUCCGGUACGUGGCCAUCGUGCAUCCAAUGCAUCAGCUCAACAUGAAGAAAAAGCGUUGGGGCGUGCUGGCCUGUGUGCUGGUUUGGGCCGUGGCGUUGGCCGAGAUAAGUCCGAUUUUUAACUUAUUCGACAUGGUGACCCAAAACAACAAGACCUACUGCCUGGAUCUCGCAAGCAACAGGAUAGAAGUGGUCUGGUUGUAUAGUUGGAUGUUGACUGUCCUAGGGUAUCUGCUUCCCCUAGUCGUGGUCUGCUUGUGUUACUGCCGCAUCAUGAAAGAGUUAACCAAGGGUCCUCACACUGGAAGUAGGACACGUGUACGAGCGAGAAAACUCAUUGUGUUGAUACUGACGUGCUUCACAGUGUGCUUCUUCCCCUUUCAUGUGCUGCGAGCAUGGAGAAUUUACACACGAACCACUCCGGAAGUUGACUGCAUGUUAGACCACUGGGUGCAUGCUGCAUAUGUGAUAUCAAGACCCAUCGCCGUUCUUAACAUCGUUUUAAACCUGCCGCUUUACACGUUGUCAGGGGAUGGCUUUAGGCAGGCCUUCAUGGAUCUCUUCAGAUGUAAACAACUCAUGGCAAAGACUAAAGAGAUAAUGAAUGUGGCUGUAAUCAGCAAGCCAACAUCCAAAACAUAAAUUGUGAUGUGAGCAACUGAGACUUAAAUCAGAGUUUAGAUCAGAAUUUAUCAAAUCAAUUGUUCUGAUUCUAUAUUCUGAUUGGAAGAACCAUGUUUGUGUGAGAUGUCUGAUAAAUGCACAACUGUGACCACAUAUUCUAUAUUAAUAUACCAAGGUGAUGCGCUGCUUGGCAACAUAUGAACUACUGUAUAUUACAUGGCAGACGAAUUAUUAAUUUAGAUUAUUAUCAUUAAUUAAAAUAAACUUCUUACAGGAAUAGUUCACCCAAAGUGAAAAUUCUCUCAUCAUGCCAUCCCUGAUGUGUGACUUUCUUUCUUCUGCAGAACACAAAUGAAGAUUUUUAGAAAAUAUCUAAUCUCUGUAGGUCCAUAUUACUGUUGCUGCCAUCUGAUAUUAUGCAAAAACAACACUAAAGCGUUCAGUUCUAAGUCCAGUGACUGCUAUGGUAGAGUUGGUAUCAGAUGGUAAUACCAUGGUACUUUUAUACAGUACAUACAUGAUAUAGGCCUAUAUUUCCCCCAAAACAUGGUAAUGCAUUGGAACUGUUUGUAAGGCUACUUUAAUUGCAUUAGUUUAGUGGAUUGAUGCUCUUUUGUUUGGAAACAAAAACAUUUAUCAAAUCAGUUGUUCUGAUUCUAUAUUCUGAUUGGAUGAACCAUGUUUGUGUGAGAUAGCUGAUAAAUGCACAACUGUGACCACAAAAGAUGCUCUUUUGUUUGGAAACUGUCUUUACCUGCAGUACACAGUUGUUGACAAGUUGCACAUGCAGGUGUUGAACUUAAUGAAUGCCUUCUUAGUCACUGCCUAAUGGAUUGAAGAGUCUCAAUUCAUCGAGCUAUGUUUGCUCCAAAACUAACCAGUCCGUGAGAUAGCUGUUUGAAUAAUUCAGACUAAAUUGUGAACCGUUUGUCCAACUCAUUAAAAAAGAAUUGACUCAUGAGUAGUUUGCAAAUCGGCAUCGAAAGUUCUGAUCAAAUCAGCCAACAGAAAUAUUGUACACACAACAUAAUUGCUGAAAUAUUGUAAGGGGAAAAAAAAAAUAAUUGCAGUACACAACAAUUUCCCUCGUCAGACAAGGAUCUUUUUUCUUUUUACAGAGGCAGAGCAGAAUUUUACCAUGGCUCAUGGCCCUGCUAAAAAUUGAAUCAGUCAAGUCUUAGUCUGUCUUACAUAACCUGACUGAAUUGGCUUAUUGUUCUUGUAGCUGCCUGAAUGGAAUCAAACUUGUUUGUCAAAUUCAUCAGAAAAAGAAAAAAAAAAAACACCUAUUGAAUAGCAGCAUUCUAUAACACCAACUUCCUUUUAAUCCUAAUAUGUAUAUGCAUGGUUGCAUUGUUAAGUUUAACAGUAAAGGAAGAGGAAAUGAGAAAAAUGUUCUAUGUGAAGUCUUUUAGUGUAUUUAUUAUGGUAAGAGAUUUUUGACACACUUCACACAUUUUGACUGUCAGUUAUCUCAUAUGCAUAUCAAA